AUGAGUUCCGCAGCACAAGAAGUCACAGUUACUUACAAGGACCGAGUGGCAAUCAUCACCCUCAACCGGCCCAAGAAGCUUAAUGCUCUGAGUAGUGACCAUUACUGGGAACUGGGACAGAAGAUGCGUGAAGUCGCCCAGCGUGAUGACAUCUUCAUCACCGUUCUGACGGGAACAGGUCGUUUCUUUUCUGCGGGCGCUGAUGUCCAAAAGACCCGUCCUUCCAGUGACGGCGCAGACGCGCGCCGUGACAUCCUGCGCGGCUUCGUGGCCAACAAUCUGGACUUGACAAACACCUUCGCUAAGCAUCCCAAAAUCCUUGUCGUCGCACUCAACGGUCCUGCAGUUGGGCUUUCUGCCGCUCUCACCGCUUUCGGGGACUUCAUCUACGCCACUCCGCACACCUUCCUCCUAACACCUUUCACAUCGCUCGGCCUCGUGGCGGAGGGUGGCGCCAGCAUCGCCUUUGUGGAACGCCUGGGAAUCUCCAAGGCCAACGAAGCGCUGAUCAUGAGCAAGCGUAUACCAAUUGAGGAUCUGGUUUCGACUGGGUACGUGAACAAGGUAUUCACUGCUCCCAGCGGGAAGGAGGAUGCGUCUGGGUUUUUGAAAUUGGUAUUGGAGGAGGUUGAGGAGAGGCUGGGAACCCAUAUCAACCAAGACAGCAUGCUUAAGAUUAAGGACCUGAUUAGACGACCUGGGAGGGAAGUGUUGGAUCGCCAGAAUGUCCUGGAGGUGUUUAUGGGGAUGGAAAGGUUUAUAGCUGGCAUCCCACAGCAAGAGUUUAUGAAAAUUGCGACUGGGCAGAAGAAGCAUAAAUUGUGA
Molecule: messenger RNA, 825 nt
Organism: Histoplasma mississippiense
Lineage: Eukaryota; Fungi; Ascomycota; Eurotiomycetes; Onygenales; Ajellomycetaceae
Exons: 2
Coding region: 1-825 (274 amino acids)
Biological process (GO): fatty acid beta-oxidation
Cellular component (GO): peroxisomal matrix
Source: RefSeq, a predicted model, not a curated record